AAGGGCACGUUGUUUUUAAUAUAUUUCCGCGAAAUAUUAUCUAAUACUAACUUAACAGCCUUAACACAAAGCGCAAACAUGUUAUUUUUGAGUGCUUGCUGGUUAAUAGCGAUGUUUGCCAUCAUUUUGGGAUACAUUUUGGUGUUGUCAAAAUCUAUUUUGAUUCCGACUCUUUAUCUCUUUGGAAAAGGCCGUGGAUUAACAGGUUAUGGAUUACACCAAGAUGAACAUUCAUUUUAUCUUGUACCAAAAAGGUGGUUCAGUCAUUUUUAUUUUUGUGGGAUAGUAUGUAACAGUUUAGUGAUGUUGGCAACCAUUUAUACAUAUCUGUAUAGUGGAACCUGGCCAUCAGCUAUUAAAUAUAUCAUGGACAUGUUAGGACAUUCUGAAUCAGGUCAGAUUUCUCCAUUAUCAGUAUUAUUAGCGGUAACCAUGAUAGAGGUACAAGUAGUCCGAAGGUUUAUAGAAUGUGUCUAUGUCAGCAGUUACUCACGCAGUACGAUGAGCUUGGUCAUAUACAUUGUUGGUUUAAUGUUCUAUGCUUUUGUUGGUAUUUCUGUAUUGUGUCAGGCACCAGAAACUAAGAUAAAGCUUGAUACUUUACCUGUACAGUGGUUUGACACUUUGGCUGUUGCCAUAUUUAUCUGGGCAAGUUAUAAACAGAAUAGAAUCAAUAAGAUAUUUGCCAAAUUGAGACAGGACAAAAGUGGUCAUGUGGAAGAUCAUGCCCAUCACAUACCUCAUGGAGAUUUAUUCAGACUGGUUUCCUGUCCACAUUACCUCUUGGAAAUUAUCAUUUACACCUCACUGAACAUAUUAUUCCUUGGUCAACACGAGAUUAUACUAUAUGCAUGGGCAUUUGUUGUAUGCAAUCAGGUCAUUUCUGCUAUCAUAACUCAUUCAUGGUACAAGGAACACUUCCCAAGUUAUCCACCAAAAAGAAAAGCAUUAGUUCCUUACAUUUUUUAAUUUCAAUUUUACUCAUUUAAUCUAAUUGUUUUCUUUACAAUACUAGUGUUAUCAAAUUAUGCCUGGGUAAAGAACAUUCCUGAUGUUCCUCAAUCCCAAUAUAUAUGAUGAGUUUAUGUACAUAAUUAUUUGUUUACCAUUUUCCUAUUUGAAAUUUGGUUGCAUUAUAACACAUUUUGAUGUUUAGGGUUCAAUUUAGAAAACAUAAUUUAGCUGUCUAAGUAUAUGUAUUUCUUAUUUAGUAUGUUUGUUUAGACAUUCGGAAAUAGAUUCUCAUUAUGUGUGAUAACAGGGGAUAUUUUUUUAUUUCUGUUAAGUUUCGUUUAAUGCAUUUGAUCAUUUUGAACAAUUAUCUGAUAAACUUUGCCUGGGGGAGUUACUACCUUAGCUUUAGUUCAGAUGCAACAUUAUGUGAAUUGAACAUUUAUAGACAACAUUUAUCAUUUCAGACGCAUUAAAUUCAUAAUAGGUUAUU
Molecule: messenger RNA, 1444 nt
Organism: Mytilus californianus (California mussel)
Lineage: Eukaryota; Metazoa; Mollusca; Bivalvia; Mytilida; Mytilidae
Product: polyprenol reductase-like
Exons: 5
Coding region: 79-969 (296 amino acids)
Biological process (GO): dolichol-linked oligosaccharide biosynthetic process; polyprenol catabolic process
Cellular component (GO): endoplasmic reticulum
Molecular function (GO): 3-oxo-5-alpha-steroid 4-dehydrogenase activity
Source: RefSeq, a predicted model, not a curated record